Molecule: messenger RNA, 14460 nt
Organism: Babesia ovata
Lineage: Eukaryota; Apicomplexa; Aconoidasida; Piroplasmida; Babesiidae
Product: HECT-domain (ubiquitin-transferase) domain-containing protein
Exons: 2
Coding region: 1-14460 (4819 amino acids)
Cellular component (GO): cytoplasm
Molecular function (GO): ubiquitin-protein transferase activity
Source: RefSeq, a predicted model, not a curated record
AUGACGCAGUCCGAGGCGGAAGCUUCUGCGAGGUCUCCUGGGCAAAGUACCUCUGCAGACGUGGUCUCGUUUAAAAGUCUCAUAUACAGCAGGUACACCUUCAUAGGAAGAUGCCGUCUAAAUGGCAGUUUGGACGAAACGGACGAGUUCUGCUUGCUUCAGGGUGUGCAGCCGCUGAUAUGCAAAUCGCACUCAAUUUUGCUGGAAGCUCUGGAUCGCGGCGGAGCUGCCCUGGCAGACCUGGAAGGUCUCUGUACAGGGUUUGCUUCAAGCCUAGAUGACCUCUGUAGGCCACACCCGCCCGGCGAAGUUGGGACCCAGCAGAGUUUGUCUACUCAUGCAUCGGCGCCCUCUGACGCCGACUGCACGGCAUCUUCUGACGUGCGCACAGCCAAUGUAGACGACAGCGUCCGUUGUGAGUCUUCGCACUUCGACUGGGAGAAAGGCGCAUUGGAUGAGGCGUUUAACAGGGUUGCGCGUCGGAAUUCGUACAAUUUCAAGUCCCUGGCAAGCCGCUUCGACAAGCGUUUUUACGACUGUUUCCUGCACUGCGAAGGCAGCGAAAGCGAUAUUUUGCUGAAGGAUGGCGACGCAUUCCCUUUGCGCAUCGACGCUGAGGGUCUUUUGCGUCUGUGCAAGGAAACCCCGUCCAUCGGCACUGUAUGCGAAAACAUCCGGGGCUAUCGUGCGGAAUGCCGAUCCAAGCUGUCUCAACUGCACAAUGUAGAUACGCGAUUGGCGGGCCCUAGCGCUGCUCCGUCUGGAGACCCUCAGCCGUCGGUGCGUCUACCCGUGAGCUUCGAGAGGAUGAUUGUGAUGUUGAAAGCGAAGAUUUCCAGCCAAUCGGUAUUCGUCAACACCCGGUUGUGGCAAUUGGAAGAGCGGAGCAACGAUUACAUCUGUGGCCAGUUUUUGUCCCAUUUGAAGGAUUUACGAGAUGACGUGCUGCGUUGUCCCUGUGACUACAGCAAAUGGAUAAGGAUACUGAUCGCAAGCGAGCCUUUCACAGAGAUUGGCACUUCUGAAUCGUCGAGUUACGAUACCGUGUACCAGCAUUUGUGUGGCAUUUUGCAGUUUGCUUCUUCCAGCGGUUUCUCAAGCGUCUUCGAUUUGUGCAUCGACGUGAUGUUCUGCUUGUCCGUUCGCCACCCGAAUCCCUGCCAGACACUGGAAUGCUGCUUGAAUUACCUGAAAACAGUGGUGAUUCCUACGUUACCACAUCCCUGUGGCGACCCAACCACACCCAGGGCUGACAAUUCUGCCGUGUGGCUGCCUCGUUUGUCGGCAUCAUUCGAGUCACUAAUCGACCUGGAGUACCUGUCACUGCACCAUCCUUUGUUGAUGAACACCAGUGUCGGAGACAGCGAGGAUUCAUGCAAUCGCAUGUUUUCGACAUCGAUUACGAAGCUGGGUUGUUACGUCAUGCGUGUGGACGUCAGUAUCGACGAGGUCUCUGAUUCGUCAUCGAUUCACAAGCCGGCAUCGACGUCAAGCGUCUUCCGCAUCACCAUAAAGCAUUCGCAGAAGGACCCGCUUCCUGACAGCAGCGUGACCUUCGUUUCUGAUGGGCACCAUAUGAUGGUCUUCGACAGCGGCUUCGCCUUGCUUGACCUUCAUUCGCUGAAAAGUUACUCGAUCGAGUUUUUGUUCUCAAAUGGCAGUCUACUUGUGUAUCUGAAUGGCACCAGGUUCUACAUGCUGGAUUUGUGUGAAGCAUGGCAGCUGAACUUAUCGACAAGCGGGGACAUCGACAUCUCAAUUGCCGUCGACCCGAGUUGCGUUCACCUGGAGCAACCAUGGUCGCUGACCCCCGGUUUACGCAGCGAGAUGAUGCGGCGGCAGCUGGUGGGAUGCUGCGGCUUCCCGUUAGCUUCAUCCGGUGGAGCCAGCUUGCUGAAUUCGUUGUAUGAGCGGCACUUCUUUAUGGCGAAGGUGACGUCGAAUCUCCACAACAUGUUGUCUCGGAUAUUUCACAGCUUUAGAGGUCAUUCGUCGUCUGGAUUUACUUGGAGCCCCCAAUUUGUGCGUUACCUCCGGCUCUGGUUCGAAAUUUUGUUUUGCAACCUGGAGUGCAUAUCCAGCAUUUGCACAUACUUCACUUCAUCGGAGUCUGUCAACGCGUUAACCCUAUGGCGGCUGAUUUCUGAAACCAUCUUGUCGUGCCUGUCUGUGCUGCGGUUAUCGCUUUCGAUACCAACCGGUUCCGUCAAGCUACCGUCGGACUUGCUGGAGCUCGUGGCUUCCUGCUUCAUCGCUUGCGUCCGUUUUCGUUCAAUCAUAUCUGGCUGCAACGACACCGAUCGUUACCACCUGCAAUUCGACCUGGAUAGCCUGGCGAGUGCGAUUAACGUGACGGCUAUUUCUUUUAUCUCCGCGAGUCCUGACAUUUUUUCACAGAUAUUUUUGACGUUGCGUUUGGAGCUGUUGGUUGAUAUCUUGGUGCAUACGGUAUCGGUGGAACCGGUACCUGCCCAUGCAGAUGCCGAUGCAAGUGUUGGUAUCGACGCGUUGAAGUUUCUGAGUUCGGGCGACUGCAUUGCGAUAUUCACCAAGCGUGCCCUCUCGCAGAACAUGCCAGGCUUUCUCCGCGAAGGCGCCAAGUUCGUGGGAGACGUAGACAACCACUGGUGGAACACCAUCUUGAAGUUUUUGGAAUCUGGAAAAAGCCAUCUCCAGGAGAGCCGUAUUAGCGUAGACCCUGUUGGCGCGGCGUACUGUACAUGCGAACCUGUUAAAUACGGCGAUUCCGUCGCAAGCCCGUUUUUUACGUGUUGCUACGGCUGCAUACGUCGCUACUGUGAGCCUGACGACGAUAAGACGCGUGCCCCCAAUUACCAACCGCUCACUGGCAAUGCCGCUCUUUAUUCGUGCCCUCGGCCAUGCAUGCUUCUUUGUCGCCUUCUGUUGAAGCACGGUAUCUUGUUUCUCUGUUUGAACACAUCUGUAUCGUACAAAGAAGCCGGAUUGGAUCCCGUUGAUAGGUUCUGCAGCACAGUGGACAUGGAUUACCGGAAGACCUUUGAACGCUUCUGCGACUGGCGUGGCGACAUUCUGUACGGCCGCCUCGAUGGAUUGCUGAAAGUGGAUAACGCAAACACAUACUUCCGCCUGUUUAACAAGGAUGAUGUGUCUGUGUUGGAGUACAUUGUGCUUCGUCUGCUGCGCUACAGCGAGUUCGCAUACGGCUUGCUCUCGGAAAAUUUGGUGGAGGUAUCCUCGGAUCUGCUCAGCGAGUUCGGUUCUAGUGCCCACAAUUUCAUCAACACCCUCUCCACUGUUGACGCGCUAUCGUACAUGGUGGAGCUGUUUGAGUACAUGACAGUGGUUGAUGGAAACGCUUCUGUGGUUCAUCGGACAUUCGUCGCGUGCUCCAAUUUGCUACCCUCCAUUUUUCAGGUGCUGAUAUUGAUAAAGAGGUGCAUCAAGCGGUACUCCACCUUUUUCGAGGAAUUCAGCCUGUUCAUGAACUACGUGGUGCUCCAGUUCCACUCGUUGGUGUACCUGCUCGGCAAGGUCAUCACGUACAUGUACAAUCACUGCAAGCGCUACAGCAAGGAGCACCUGCUGUCCGUAGCAGACUUGGGCUCGCUGUACAAUGAGAUGUCGCGCAUCAAGGGUAUUGAGGAUCAGCGUGGCGUGGGCUUGCCUCAGUGGGUCCUAUAUGGCGCUUGGCUGGAGUUCGAUCGAUCCGACUUUUACAACGGGCUGAGGCGUUUAACAAUGCUGUUGCAAGACUUCCAUUACCGGUCGAGCCAUGCAAGCUUCACGGAGGACUUUAACAUUGGGCGUCCGCCUGUAUGUGAUGGCACAAGAUGGGCACUUGGGAUAUUGCGUGGUGAUGCUGCCUGCAUCGAUCGUCUGCGCCCCUAUUACCGCAGCUUACACCCAACCCUAGGCACUUGCCAAUUGAGCUUUGUGGCUGUUUUCAUUCACCUUUUGGGUGGCGAGAACAACACAGUUGAAUUCUGCACUAGGUCGGCAUCUCAAGCAGUGCUCCAGGUUCUGCGUCAGCUGCAAAACGUGCAGACGUUAUUCGCCACCAUGUCGGAUUUGGACCGUCUCCAGCAGAUUCGUGAGGGGUACUUGGAUGACAUCCGCAAGCGCUGCUUGUGGAUAGUGGAGAACACUCGUGGCGGCUUGUAUUACGUCAAGAACGAACCAUUGCAACGUCCAGAACGGACGUCGUCGGGUAUUACAUUUGACGAUGACGAUGCGCCCGCUCUGGCAGAUGGCGUGAAGCGCUGUUCCUCAAUUCCACAUCUAUUGCGUUCAUCGAAACGCGAUGCCCGGACUUUUGAGCGCGGGUUCUCCGACAUAUUUUUGAUGCGGCGCAAUGUCAACCGACCAUCGUCGGCUAAUCGGAGUUACAGCGUCGGUGCGGCUCAUUGCAGCCAUCCUGCGGUGAGCAACGAUCCGGAGGUGUUACGCGUUGACAUCCGUCCUCAUAUGGCUGAUGUGAUUGGCUUCCUGCUGUACGGACCAUCUGCUACUGUUUGCCAGAGCGACCUCCAGGCUGAGCGCUUGUCCAUUCUAUGCCGCUACUCGAUGUGGCGUUGUAUCAACGCCCUGAUCAGCCUCGUUGUUGACACACGUCUGCGCGAUAGUAAUGACGCUGAGAAGGAUCCUGAGACGUCUUCCUAUAUACGACCGCUACUGGUUCACAUGACCUCUUCGCCGUCUGAUGACAAGGUUCUGGUUUGUUCAGACGGCAUGCAUGCAGUAUUGAAGCUACUGUGGUACUGUAUAGUUAAAACCACCCGCUGCAUGGUCAUCCGCUCAGCGAGCGACAGCAUGGCUCCUACGGAAGGCGACUCAUCAGGGCUACGCAGCUCGUUUGACACAAUAUUGGAUCGGGCGCAAUCAUCGGUUUUGGAGAAAUUAUGCUCGUGGUACCUGUCGUCUGGAGUCUGCAACUUGAACUUCGCAAGUCGGUCAAGUGAGCACCUCCCCUGUUGGGUGCGCAUUUCGUUGCCCUUCUUUUCCCUCUUGUUUUCUCUGGGAUCGGAUCCGCUCAGCAACCCCCGCUACGCAACUCCCAUUUUCCAGCAAAUGCUUUCUAUCCUACAGCCCUUACGCCUCGGCCCCAAGGGCGCAGCCGAUCUGGAAUCCUAUCCCAGUACAACUGUGCGUUCGAUUGUCGUGUUGUUCGUCUCUUACAAAAUGCUGCGCAUGUGCCACGUCAGCGUCAACGCUGUGUUCCAAACGCUCUGGUCGUCCAAGUAUUCAAGGCGUGAUUUUAUCAAGGUAAGCAAAGGUUUGCUGUAUGUCUGGGUGAAGACAGCCUCCGACGUACAGCCCCCAAUAGAAAAGACUGAACUGAGUCUGCGGUUACUCUGGUCCCUGCCGUCGUUGGACCCUUGCACGGUGGAGAAUGAUUUGGAACCGUUGAACGCCAUAAUCCGCGACUUAACCUCUCGCGAGGUUACCGAAACUCCUGAAGCUACCGAUCCGGCUGAGUUGAUCAUGUGGCAUAUGUACCCACGCAUGGACAGUGACAUUGUGGAUGUCUCAUUCAUCGACAAGCACGUGAGCAACGUGACUUCCGACGUGGAUGUUUGCGACAUCACUAUCCCGAUAUAUAUCAAUGUCACUUUGAAGCAUGAGAAUGCAGCGCUACGUGACGUAGACCUGAGUGUGCUUCAGCAUCUAGGAGGUAAGCUGGAGGUGGAGAGUGGUGGUGGAGUCUGGUCUCAGUUGAAUGGCGGUGAGCACACCAACAACGUACACCCAAUGCGAGUUCAUUUACACUACCUGCUACGUGUUUUGAUCUGGAUGGCAUUUGCGUCAAACCCCCAUGGCUAUAAUACGGAUGUCAGUAAUGUGGAAAUAUCGUAUUGUCUGUGCCGCCUGUUGCUGCGCUCCUUGCGUGAAGUGGCUGCCAUGCUGGUUCUGUUCAACGCACAGUGUGCCUGCACUCUGAAGUCGAAGGAACGCAACGACCACGUGUCGUUCCGUUAUAUUCCGAGCAACAUUGACGGCGAAUCCGCUUCAAUAUCCGUUGAGGGCAUGAUAUCGAGCGCAUGUAACAAGUGCACCACCAACCUGGUCUGCCGUGCCGAGAUCGAGACAUUUUGGGUGUCAAUCCUGACCAUCUUGACAAAGGAAAUCGACUCGACAUCUCACUAUCGUAUGGUGAACUACUUGCUGAAUUGUCUGCUGACGACCUUCACUUUGGGCGAUGAAGAAAUAGACGUGCUCCUGUCUUCCCCUAAUUUGGGACCUGCCUUUUGCGAGUUGUUUGUAUCUUGCACCCGAAAACUGGGGCAAGAACACUUGUGUGACUCAGAUUACAUCAUAAGCACCGCUGAUGCGGCUUUCGCAAAUCUGGUGUCGCCUACUUUGCACGGGAUGUUUCUUUACCGCUGGCUGCCCCCGCUACAACGUGCUCCGCAGGAGUGCCUCUAUUCAUCGACUUCCGAGUUGUUCCAGAGCGUCUUGGUCACACAGGGCUACCGGCGUGGCAUACGCGUGGUGAGCGAUUCUAGCAGUGAUCCGUUUUCUACCCUUCCCCACUCGGAGAACUUCGUGACCCAUCGCGCAUCUGCAGAUUUUGAGGCGGAUAUCAGCGGCCACACUCUGCACAUAACUCGGGCACAGAACAUGGGAGGGAUAGUGUUGUUCCGCAUUCCCAUAAACAUGGGUUCUACCACCUCCAUGCAGGGCAGUGUGAACUUUUUCAUUUUAUCGCCUGGUCGUUUCGGCAUCACGGUUGCACCCGCAGAUUGCGUGUUCGGCUCGGUCAUUGACCUCUUCGACCGCAACGAUGUCGUCGGCUUCAUGACCUCCCUCUGUCCCCCCUUUGUGCAUGAUGUAUUUGCGGCAACCAUCAACUAUAGGGUUGGCGACGUGUUGUCCGCAUCAUUCAACGUUGAGAGACAGGAGGAUGGCCAAGUGUGCCUUCGUACGGAACUGUUGAUCGCCGGAAACAGUAUAGGUUCAGUGUUGGAGGUUGUUUACGACCCUGCGACUCAAAACGAGCCGAUGCGUCGUAUGAGUUUGGUGUUCAUAUUCCAGGAUCCGCAGACCAUUGUGUACAACGGUUUGAACGAGAACUCAGCCGCCGAAAGCGGACGUUUGGUGAGCAGAGAGACUUUGAGCACAUUCCGCAGUGACACGGCAUCUGACCAGCCCGUCGAGUUCCCAGUUUAUGGUGGUGGUGAAAACGGUGAGAUGCCAACGCCUCCCGGAGGCAGCGGCCGUCGGCUACCUGUGCGGCUGCCUUCCACCGUUACCGCUCUUCCUCGUGGUUCUGGACGUAAUGUGGUUGGCCGGGGGGACCGUGUUGAACGCAUAGAAAGCAGCGAUCGUGGUGUCACGUCUGAGGAUGCAUUUAGCGUCAGCUCUGACGAUCAGCGCGAUUACGAUGACAUAUCCGUGGAGCACUUCCCCUCGCUAGAGAAAUUCACGCAUACCGACUGGGACACCAACUAUGACUUAAGGGCCCCCGACGAAGUAGAGAUUGUACCGGUGCCCGAGGAUGCUUUGCGCCUGUGCAAGGACGAAAUUUGGGAGGAUAUAGUGAGCCAUCGCGGCGCUAUGACAUCCGCGAAAUCGGCAAUAAUGUUCUCGGAGUCCGUUCAGUUGUAUCAGGCGAUCCUAACAACCAACAUCCCGCUCCUCAGCGGGGUGAAGGAAGAGGUAGUUGGGCAACUGUGCAUGUCUUUCGAGACAUUGUGUUGUAAACUCCAAGCAUCGCGGGAUUUGGGUGACUUUGAGAGGGCUUCGUUGCGUGAAUGCUACAGUUGGUUAUGUGUAUUGGGCUGCGACGUCGAUUCUGGCGCGUGGAAGAAAAAGGUUUUCACUCGUGAUUCGAAGUGCGAGAAGGUUUCCGACUUCAGCCUCCCUUGGUUGCUGGGUUCGUCUUCUACUUUGCGAUCAUGCUGCUCCAAGUUGAGCAGCGACAGCUGCCGUAAGCUGCUGGCAUCGCUCGCGGAAAUUCUAUCGGUACCAUGCAUCGCCUCUGCUGUUAUGCACGUUCGCAACACGGAUUCGUGUUUGCGUUUCGUGCCGUUUUCGGAAUCUAAAACCAUGUUCCCAACCCAGUCACUGCUGUUGGCUUUUGGCGCCGCAUGCCUGCUGUGCUGUGUGUUGCUGGCCCGUGUCUUGUGCGAGAAGGGUAUCAAGUACGAAUGUGGUGAUAACAUGGAAUCCGAAACGGCGUGCAUCGACCAGUUGGUGUGCUUCAUUAUGGCGUUUCUGGGUAUUCCGGACACGUCUGAGUCAAAGAUCGGUAAGGACCGGGUGCUAAGCCUGCUGUCUCUCUUGGGCAUUGAAACGUGUGACAUAGAUGACGAUAGUUCAGCUGGUUCAUCAGGCCGUGAGGAAGAAUUCGGGGAUGAUUCGGUUAAUUCGAGCGAGAUUUCCUUGACACCUCGAGAUCCCUUUGAAUACAUUGCACCGGAUCAGUUCUGGAACCUGGUGUACGACGCAGUGCAUUCACAGCGCCUUGCCGAACAGACCGUGCGGGUGCUAGAUGGCCACAAGGUCCCAGACCUAGCUCCCAACACAAAGAUGUUUUCGACGUGUGACUACAGCUACCACUGCAGCGCCCGUGUGCCCUCCGCCAGUCGGCACACCUUGCGCCGCACGCUGCGCCCCAAUAUCCUAGAACACAACGUUUUCGACCUCGCCGGUGUGUUGGUAUCGCUGUGUCCGGAGUAUUUCGUAUGCCGUUUAGUGGAGUUUGAACAGGACAAGGGUCUUCAGGUCUUCCGUGCUACCAUCAAGCACUUCGUCAGAAGUUACGACUUCAGCAGCGUUGACUACUGGAGUUGGGGCUACAUGGCGGGUUCAGUGAGCGUGUCUUGCAUGGACCAGUACUCUUUCAGCGUCGACCCUCUGUACGGUUGGCAGCGCUUGUUCUACAUGGAGGAGAAUCCCGACAGGCUGAACGAGAUGCUGAACGUGUUGUUCACCGAGCUUAUGUACUGCAUAGCGAUGUUAAUUCACGACCAUCGUGCUAACCACGGUUUGGCUCACGUCGUCCACUGGAUUUUGGAUGGAUUCUUGCGUCAUCCCCUGUGCAGCGGCUUGAUUCGCAAGCGCUUCUUGACCAACUACGUAUGGUCAGUGAUCCACACGCUGUUGGUGAACUGUUCCGCCUUACCAUGCAAGCUUGCGGUGGUAGCUUCGCGAUUAUCGGCUUGGAUGAUUCCCACAGCAACUCCGGCCCAGCUCAGCCAUAUAUUCAUGGUGACACAGUACUGCGGUACGAGCGCUCUUCACCGCGUGACGGGAUUGUGCAACUUUUACAACAUCCUGGAUCUGGAUACUUUUACCAACAUCGAGAUGAAGCGGCAGGACCAUGCCGCCAAGCUUGCAAGUGCCGUUCUGGUGCACCUGUUUGCCUCUACGUUGGCCAUGUUGCUGGAGAAGGGAUGCGACCCCGUCUUUGAGCCCGAUGAUAUUUUGAGCAUUGCGCACUACAUGAUGAUCGGCAAAAGCUCCACAAUAUAUUCUGAAAAGUUCAUGCGGUCUAUUCUGGGCAUUCCGCAGGAUUUGGUUCUGCAGGCGUGCAUUCCCCCUCAUUAUCGGUUAUCGGGGGGAUCGACCAAGAUGACCAGGACGUUCAUCACCACACGCAGGUCCAAGAGUCUAUCGCUGACCCUUCGGCUGAAGCGCAUUUGCCGAGUGGUUCUGUGCGUCGACCGUGAUUGCACCCGUAUAAUUUCGGAGACCGUGCUGUACCCCGACAUUUGCAUGCGUGUGCAUAGCGGCCAGCCGUUGUACGUGGACUGCGGUGACCCGCUACCGUUCGACCUCCUGCGCCAGAGAUGCUGUAUCCCUGCGGUGAUAGUCUAUCGUGGCGUGAGCGAACGGUGCAAGGAGGCGGUGUUCCGUAUCGGUUUUGCGGCGAGGGGGAUUCGUGAAGUGACCUCGCCCUCGAGCAAGGUCCACUUCGAGGAUGGCUUUUUGUACCUCGAAGUGGUCGGUGGGCUGGAGAUAUCGCAAGUUGUGGUAAGCGACGAAAUCAUUUGGCACUACGGCCGCACUACCGUUUGCUUGAAGCUGCCGAGUUCGGUGGAGCUUUUGAAGCCUUACAUCGCAGUGUCGCAUCCUGCGGACCCGUCUUAUCAUGAGGACGUCAUAGUGGUGCGCAAUACGGCAUCCCUGCCUGUUGGUUCGCUGUGCUAUUAUGUCGCCUCGCAAUUAAAGCCCUCUCUUACCUCGUUUCCGGGAUAUAUGCGGCUGAACGUGCCUUUUAGGUCUGGGAUAUCGCUGAGCAACGUGACACCCCAAAGCGACUGCGAAAAUGCUAUUCAUUUGAAUACACGUAGUGACACAAGUAUUGUAGACGUUCCCGGAGUGACCGACCUGGGGGCCAUGUGCUCUCACAUGGCUCUCCCUUUCGACGUAUCGGUUAAGGUGCUUUCGGGGCGACCUGAUUUUUUCGUCGGUCUUGAGUGGUUCGGCUUGCGUUUCCUGUGGUUUGCCAAUGGAAUUGUUCAGUGCCCUGUGGAUCCGCCACUUUUCAGGUCGGAUUCUAUCCGUACAUCCCGGGUUUCGGUAUCUGGCAGUGGCUUUGCGAAAGACGAUGUGGUGGGAUUACGGUUCUCUCCGGAUGAGUGCAUUCUGCACUUCAUCGUCAACGACAAAGUCGCCAUGGUACUUGACUUCCGCAAGUUCUACGAGCCAUAUUUGUCCCCGCAUACGAUAAAAGAGCCAGCCGCAUCGGGGAGCAACUUGGGAGAGUCUAGUUUGUCGGUGCUGCAGAACAGUCUGUUCAAUGCGAUCAUUUCUGAUGACAUUUCAACGGUUCGUGGCCUUGUUUACUUCGUAACUGGUGAAACUGUUGCGAAGAACUUCCGAGUUUCGCUGUUGGAGACAUGUCUGUCCGAGACGCAAUCCCCAGAAUCACACCGUAAACCGUACGACCAGUACAAUGCAGUAUACUUAUGUUGUCUCUUGAACCGGCUGGACAUCCUUCGGUGCAUUUCGGUGAUCCGCGAUGCCAACUUUGACUGCCGGAGCGGCCCGUCGUACGAAAGCCCUCUCAUGGCUGCUGCGAAGAACGGUUGUACGGCGGUGAUUCCGUAUCUACUGAGCAUACUGGGGGCCGAGGUCAACGGCCGCGAUCGCUUCGGCAAUACUGCGUUGAUACAUGCGCUCGUCGAUAUGGACUCCGCGCCUUUGGGUAGACGGUGCAGUAGCAUCCUCGAGACUGUGGAUAUGCUGGUGACCUUCGGAGCGGAUGUCCAGGUUCGCAAUAAUGCGGGCUGCGGCAUCCUCGACCUGUUCCCAUCAAGGCACAGUGAUCGACAGGAUAUCGGCAAAUACUUGAUCGAACGCUACAACUUGAGGAGGUUCUUCGGUCCCAAUUACUGCAAGUCACAUCGUGCAUGGCCCGGUCUGCUGGGAGGCAGCGAGUUCGUCUGCGGUGUUGGCAACGGCGAGUUGUUUGACGUCGGCGAUGUGGAAUUGAGUGCGGUUACAAUCGACGGGAGCAACUUUAUGGUCGAUCAUGCUGCUGACGUUGACAAGUCCUACGAUUUCGGCGAGCGAGUGGCGAUAUCCCGGGGUCCCAACAUGGACCACCUGGAAUCGAUCCUGGAGAAGAUGCGUAAGGCUCUGCUGCUGCUUACAACGAACCUUAACGAUCCGGACGCGUCAGAACCACUUCACCUGAAGUCCGUGGUACAUUUAAAUCAUGGCAACAGUUUGGCUAACGACAUCUCUACCGUCUUGCGCGGCUUCGUGCAUGAUUUGAAGUCGUACAACAAUUGGUCGAAAAGCCGCGUCCUGUGCGCCUUCGUGCGUCUAGCAACCGACUACUGCAACCAGGUAUGUGGCUUGCUGAGUGACAGUGCAGUGGUGCUGAGCCUGCUGAACUUCGAGCGGUGCGUGAGCGAGCUGCGCCUCUUCCCCCGUGCGGACAUAUCGCCUCUGACGACUCUCCAGAUAUACCGCGGUGUUUUCCAAGGCUGCAAUGUGUUCCAUUGCGACUACUCAUUGUACUCGCAAGACUACAUGGCAGCCUCGUGUUUGGAUCGUUUGUCGCGUUACCUGGAUACAUUCCGGAGCCGCCGACCCACCACCUUGGACUUCAGCGGUCUGGAGCUUCCUAGUUACUGCCGCGAGCGCAUAGACGUAAGCAUACGAUGUCAUUCGUAUGCAUUUGACCGCCUACGAUCAAGCCUGAAUCGGGAUGUGACCACGGAUAUCGAUUUUGCUCUCCACUGCGUGGCCGACCUGCUAAACAGUGCUCCCGCUACCAAGCAGAUGAUCACUGCGAUGGUGAUGCAGUGCCAAUCGCGUCUAGAGUUGCAAAGCCGUCUGCCGCCGCUCGACUCGCCCCUCUGGAACGGUAUCUACACAACAGUGGACCAUCUGCUGGAGUGCCUAAUGAAGUUGAAGGAUAUUGUACGGAACCGCCUAUCUCGCGAGCACUUGGACGAGGUCGACAUAUUCAUGCUUCUGCAGCAUCUGGCUAAAGUGCUGGAUGACAGUGUUCUGCGGGACUACAUCCUUAACUCCAACGCGGGUUCAGACACGACCUCCACAUUGCGCGCCGUUGUCGACAAAUUGCAAAUUGGCGACGUGCGUAACGCACCGAACGAUAACGGUAUGCGCAUCAUCAGCUACUCUACCAUGCACCAUGAGUCCAUGGCAGGUCGUCGAGCGGAGUUUGGAACACGUCGUGGCUUUGAAGUGGGGGAUUGCGUGAUAGCCGCUUGCUGUUACAUGCUGGUGAGCGACCGGAUGUUGCUUCUGGAUCAUGUCAAUGAGACCUUCAAGCUGCUGGCACCGAUAGUCGGCACUGUUCUGAACCAGCCUCAGGUGGAGUACCUUCCGCUGGAGCACCAGCUGUUGCCUACUUACGACUCGUUUGUGAGCGCGCCACCAUGCUGGCAUUCGAGCACGCUGGUCAUGAAGAAGAACGUAAACGUGAAAGGGCGACAACCCGUUGCACGUGAUGAGUUUGGGGUCAGCUUGGGUCCUCCCGAUAUCCCCGUGCAUUGGAGCACGUACCUGGGCAACCGUCGUCUGAUCCGUCGGUCCGUGAUCAACGACAUGUACAGCAAGAUCUUCCUGUCUCUGCAGAGCCUGAACCGCGAGCGCCCGUACUUCUCGAUUCGCGUCGAUCGCGGCAUAGCUGCGACAGCGUCGUCCUUGAAGCACACCUUGUGGUUCCAAAGCUGCUCGCAGAUUCUAAACUGCAACCCGAACAUCUUGCGCGCCCGCAACAACCAGCGUCCGUUCAUGGUUGUGUUCCGAGGCGAAGGCGCUACCGAUUUUGGUGGUCCUUUCCAGGAGCUGCUGAGCUCCAUAUCGAACGAGGUCAUGUCGCCGCUGACCUUGGAAUCACGUUUGAGCAAAAAGGGUCAUUUCGGCUGCGUGCGCUGCCCGAACACGAUCCACUCGCACGGAUUGUUCCAGGAUACGGUGAUGCUGAAGUUCAACUCCCCCAUCCACCCUAUGCUGCGUCUGCUGAAGAGCGAGUCCCCGGAGCCUUUCAAGGUAUCCGUUCAUUGCGGCGACCUCGGCAUCAGCUGUACCACGGGAUGCUGCAGCGUUGCCAACCCCAUUUCAGUGGUUGACGAACCUGCGGAUGAGCUGUCGUUCCGCGAAAACUGCCAGUGCGGAGGCAGCGAGUGUUACGACGAGCACUGCGUGCAGGGCCUGCCUAUGGAGCUGGCGAUGUACGAGUCGCUGGGCCGUCUGUUCGCGAUGUGCGCGUGCAUGAUGAACCCGCUGAAUGUCGCCCUCAACCCUAUGAUAUGGAAGAAGCUGCUGGCGGCAAACCUCAGCCUAAAGGACCUGGCAGAAUGCGACAAGCUGUCAAGUGACCUUCUUUACAGACUACGCCGUGGAGGCGGCUCCAGCACGCUGAUGAACGACUUGACGUUCAGCUUGGAGUCGAACGAUGGGCGUGUUACCGAGCUGCUGCAGGACGGUUCGAACAUCAGCGUGACCGCGGAGAACGUGGACCUCUUCGUCCGCCUGGCCACCCACUUCCGUUUGACCCAGUGCGACGUUUCGUGCACGUGGCUAGCGCGCGGAUUCAACGCGGUGCUGCCAAUCGGCCGUUUCCGCAUGCUGCUUGACCACAAGCUGCUGGAGUUCAUGGUUUGCGGCGACCCCCGCAUCGACCUGGAGGUACUGCGCGCCCACACAGUAUCCUCCUCACCACAGCUGAAGCGGGACCUGUUCGACGUGCUGGCGAACUUCGACAACGCCAAAAUGCAGCUGUUCCUCCGCUUCGUCAGCGGCCGGUCGCGCCUGCCCCCGGCGCAGUCCGAGUGGAGCCUCUACGUGGAGUACGAGCAAUUAAAGGACGAUGUUGACAACUGCGACAACCGGUUGCCCACAGCGGCGACAUGCAGCUUCCGACUGCUCGUGCCGAAGUACUCGAGCAAAGAGAUCAUGCUCCAGCGGCUGUCUUACGCCAUCCACCACUGCAUGGCGAUAGACCUGGACGCAUACCAGGUGCACGAUGAGAUGCACCUGAACUCCUCAUAA